Messenger RNA from Pangasianodon hypophthalmus (striped catfish), 3187 nucleotides. It is a transcript of the gene acsf3, whose product is annotated as acyl-CoA synthetase family member 3. Gene Ontology annotation, biological process: fatty acid metabolic process. NCBI's taxonomy places the organism in Eukaryota, Metazoa, Chordata, Actinopteri, Siluriformes, Pangasiidae. The transcript is spliced from 10 exons. Gene Ontology annotation, molecular function: medium-chain fatty acid-CoA ligase activity. The record is from RefSeq and is a predicted model, not a curated record. Bases 246 to 1994 code for a protein of 582 amino acids.
GCAGGUUAAUAUUAGUUUUUCAGAGAACUCGAGUCUCAGUUAAUUCUUCGCAUUUCAUUUUGUAAUGCGAAUGUAACGUUAAAUACUAAAGCUUAAGCUUUUAUUUUUGGAAGAAAGAUGAACGAAUUCUCAGCAAUAUUUUUAUUCGGAGUUUAUUUCUCCUGUGUUACAUUUAUAAGCUUCUUUGAUUAAUAUUGUGAUUAAGGAUGGUCCCUGGAUUGUGACUAUAAUAAGGACCUUCCAUCAUGCUGUGUGUUUCCACGGCAGCUGUGUGGAGAUCAUUUCAGAACUGUUUACACUACAAACCCAGGAAAUGUUCACAUCAAUUUCUGCUGGGAAAUGUAGUCCAAAGAGGCUUGACGUCCUCUGGUCCACGAACGACCAGAUCACGAGAAAGAGUCACCCCUGUUUUCACUAAAGCCUUGGCUUAUGAAGACAAAGUGGCCAUUAUAGAUGAGAGCAGGAACCACAGCUAUAGCUGUCUUUACCACAGCAGCAGAGGCUUAGCAGCACAGAUACGCCAAGCAUUAGCCUGCCACUCAGGAGAUCUACAGGGCAAACGCAUUUCCUUUCUGUGUGCUAACGACGCGUCCUAUACGGUGGCUCAGUGGGCGACGUGGAUGUGUGGUGGCACGGCCGUGCCGCUCUACAGAAAGCACCCAGUGUCUGAGCUCGAGUAUGUCAUCUCAGACUCUAAGAGCUCGCUGCUGCUGGCUGGUGAGCCUUACACUGUCACGCUGGAGCCUCUAGCGCAGAAACUGGGGCUGCCAUGUCUGCAUCUCCCUCCCACUGUCAGUUUGGAUGCAUUGCAAACAGCAGAGCCACACGGCCAGUCUGAAGAGGUGAUUUCUGAUUGGGCAGAGAGGCCAGCCAUGAUUAUUUACACCAGCGGAACAACAGGAAAACCAAAAGGAGUCGUGCACACACACAGCAGCCUGCAGGCGAUGGUCCAGGCCCUGGUGAGCGAAUGGUCUUGGAGCAGAGAUGAUGUGAUUCUGCACACACUGCCCCUCCAUCAUGUGCAUGGCAUUGUGAAUAAGCUCAUGUGCCCGCUGUGGGUGGGGGCCACCUGCAUCAUGCUGCCUGACUUCAGCCCUCAGAAGGUAUGGGAGCAGUUGCUGAGUUCCCAAUCUCCAAUGGUGACCGUAUUCAUGGCUGUUCCCACCAUCUACUCUAAACUGAUCCAGCACUACGACCAGCACUUCACACAACCACAUGUACAGGACUUCAUCAGAGCUGUGUGUAAAGAGAGGAUCCGGUUGAUGGUGUCGGGUUCAGCCGCACUCCCCCAGCCCCUUCUGGAGCGUUGGAGAGAGAUCACGGCUCACGUACUGCUGGAGCGCUACGGCAUGACUGAGAUCGGCAUGGCGCUGUCCAACCCGCUGAACGGACCACGAAUCCCUGGUGCAGUCGGCGCUCCACUCCAGGGUGUUGAAGUGCGAAUCGUCAUGACAAACAUAAGCAACACCACCAUCGCUGAGGGCAACAGCAAGCACACACGGGUAAAGCCUGGGCUGGAGGGGCGGGAGGGUGAGCUGCAGGUUCGAGGCACCUCUGUGUUUCAGGAAUACUGGAAUAAGCCACAGGAGACCAAGGACAGCUUCACAGAAGAUGGCUGGUUCAAAACCGGUGACACUGCAGUCUACAAAGAUGGAGUCUACUGGAUCAUGGGGCGAACGUCUGUAGACAUCAUAAAGAGCGGCGGCUACAAGAUCAGCGCUCUGGAGGUGGAGCGCCACCUGCUGGCCCACCCUGACAUCACAGAUGUGGCUGUAAUCGGGGCGCGGGACUCCACCUGGGGGCAGAAGGUUGUCGCGGUUGUGCAGAUGAAGAAUGGGAAGACUAUAAGCCUUCCUGAGCUGAAGGCCUGGGCCAGAGAGCACAUGGCCCCGUAUACCAUCCCCACUGGGCUGAUUGUGGUGGAGGAGAUGCCUAGGAACCAGAUGGGGAAAGUGAAUAAGAAAGACCUGCUGCGCCAGUUCUUCCCCCACUGACAGUCUCCUCCACUUUCCACUCUACCCACUGACCUGGGGUCAGUGCUGCGGCUUUGUGUUAAACAGUGUAAGUCUGGGAUGGCUGAUCCAGGACCAGCUCAUGAAGAAGAACACCAGCAGACUCAGUGAAGCUUUAACUUUACCCUAAUCUCUGAUGAUCAGAGGGAACGCUGCUCACAUGCUCACAUCACCUGUACCCCUGCUUAAUUCUGUCUGUCACUACUUUUCUUUGCACUAAAGUAAAGCAGCACUCUUGGCUCUGAGCUCUUGUAAGGAAGGAUUUUCUCUAUUAACAUAACUGAAGGGUUUAAAGAUUCAAAUCUCUCUAGGUCAGUGUAUUUUAGUAAUUAUAAUGUAAAGUAUUAAUCAUUUUUUUAUUUGAAUUUUUAAUAGUGCAUCUUUUAAACGUUAAAUGAAUUGCAUAAUAUGUUUGUUGCCUAGCAGCAUUUGCCAGCCAGGCGAGUAGAUCAUAAGGGGUGUGUGUGUGUGUGUGUGUGUGUGUGUGUGUGUGUGUGAGCGUGAGAGAGAGAGGAGGCUCUGAAAUAAGGCUUCAUUAUUUAUUGUUUGUUAGCAAUUGUCUCUUGUGGUACUGAUGUAUUGUAGAAAUAACACAGGCCAAUUGUCAUUUGUAAUGUCAAAGCUUCAUCAGUGGGGUUUAAAUAGAUUUCAGGGCAGUCACAAUGUCGACCAAUAACAUAACAAACGAUGCCAUAUUUGGCUUCAUGCUCGUGUGAGGUGACCUACUCCGUCCCAGAAUGCAAGGGAAGAUGUUCAACUCUGGGAAUCUGGGAGUGAAAAGAAAGAAGCAGUGUAUAAGAAAUGGAAAUAUGUAUUUUUAUAUGCAUGUACUGUAUAUCAGAUAAAAAGAAAAGAAUUGAUGAAUUGCACAAUAAUGUUUAAAAUGAGUUAAAAAUACAAAUAUAGAAAGUCUAGAAAUGAUAGAAAGAUUUUUAAAUUUUUCAUUUAUUAUUAUACACUAUGGAAGGAUGUAUUCAUCUUAAUAUAAGAAUAUAGACAAUCUAUAAUUGUAUGUUAUAUAUUAAGUUAUCAAUUUAUCAGGUUCAGAACAUGUCACUUUUGAAAGUUUACAGUAACUGACUUUAGCCCAUGUUUGGUGAUGUGGAAGCUUUUGUCCAUUUUGUGUUAAAUUGUUUAAUAAAACAUGAACCAUGAUGAAACUAGAGUAGAAACUU